UCUUUCGAAAGAAACCCAGCGGUGAAAACCAAGUUAGUGAUGUUGACAGGAUAGAGGAAGGGACUGCUACUUCAACUUAACAACAUGUCCCGAAACGACCUUGCAGCAAUGUUGAUAUGAAUCACGAAGAAACAAGCAAAAAACGAAAUGAAGACCUUAUUAGGCAGCAUGAUAAGAAUAUUUUGGAGCUAGGUUUCACUAUUGCUCCCAGCAGCGAAAAAGUACCGCUUCCCAUGUGCCUAGACUGCGCCAGAAUUCUUUCAAACGACGCAAUGAAACCCGCAAAGCUAACCAAAUCAUGUGGAAGUCAACGUUCUACUUCGCCUUGCAGAAACUUCAUUAGAACCGUGUUUGACACGUGUAAUAUCUAAAAGACAGCUGUGAAUUUCUCAAUAAAUUGGAUGGUUUUCUUUUGCAUCAGUCCGCGAACCGAAAAAGGAUUCAAAGACUCCGGGGGUUCGGGACCUUCGCCCACAUCCUUAAACUGCUUCCUUGCAGGAUUGUUAUGGAUCCUGAAAUUUUUCGACUGGCAAAAAAGAACAAGGUUCCAGGCCAAGAAAAUGAAACUGGAUCUGAUUACCACCCUUGUUUGGAGAGUGCAGUCACCAAGUCGAUGGGCGAAAACCAACAGCCUCAUCCGUCUGCAGGCACAGUUACAACUUUGAAUGAGACUGUUACUUCCGGCACUGUCUCACAGAUGCCAAAAGAAGCAAAUCAUGACGAAUAUAGUUCUUUGGAAAGUCUGCCGUGCGCUGAUUCACAAUCUUUUGAGGCCUGCGCCUUCGAUGCCGAAUUAAAAGAACUUAUUGCCAAAAUGAAUUAUCGCCAAAUAUCAUUUCACACUUGGGCAUCGUAUCCAAAUCUAUGCCAAGGAGUUAUGGAACUGCACAUCGCGGAAUCGUCAUAUUUCAAAGUAUCCGUCUCCUGUCCGAAUCUGAAAUAUGUAUUCGGUACAUUGGAUGGCAUAAUGAAAUCGCGUUUGCAUGUUUCUGCGUCGUGCUCAGAUCUGUUGAAUCAAAAGGUGGAAUCGGAAAUUUUGCAGUUGACUGGACGAUCACUUUCCGCUUCAUGCCCGAAUUUGAUUCGCCUAGAGACGGAAAGGAAAAUACCAUCACAGCUGCCAUUUUUGCCUGAUUUAUGCGGUUUCAGCAGUCACAAGGACAAUGUUGAUACCCCAAUGCUCGCGCCUAAUAAUAUCGACGCAAAUACACCUGCUCUCCAGUCCGCCACAAGAAUUGUAACGAGUCAGUUAGUUCUUGAUGGAGAAUUUGGGAAAACAACAUCGAAACACGUCUCCGUACUUAGAUCGAGUUCAUCUGUAAUGAUCGCCGCAAAGUCUUGUUUGAAGAUGUCUGUUUCAUUACCUAAUUUAUUUCACCAAUGUGAAGUACUGGUGAAAAUGGAAUCGCGUUUGUACAUUUCUGUAUCCUGUCCAGACUUGAGAAAGCAAUCUAAUGAAAUUGCAAUAUCAAAAUUAUCUGCUUCUCCGAUUUCUCGUUUCCAAACAACCAACAGAAUCAUUUAG
Messenger RNA from Styela clava, 1525 nucleotides. NCBI's taxonomy places the organism in Eukaryota, Metazoa, Chordata, Ascidiacea, Stolidobranchia, Styelidae. The record is from RefSeq and is a predicted model, not a curated record.